GUCACAACGGCACUUCCGUGUUUCCUCCUUCUUGGAUAGGUAAAGAUCGUUCCCUUUCACUGCACAUUCCCGAGGUCUCCAGCUGUGGGCGCUCUGACAGAUAAGCAUUGCUUUUGUCUCCACUAAAAGUUGACCACAGCUAUUUGCAUUCAAUCUCUUUCGACCCACCAUCAACCAGGAGCUAGCCUGUCAUUGACAUAGCAAGUCCACGCCAUGUUAGAACAGUCUCUCGGAAUCUCACGCAGCGUCUUCAGCAAGCAUGUCGUCCCUGCCUACGAAGAUGACAAGUUCAUGAACGACAAAUGCAUGUGGUGCUGGGAUUCAUACAACAACGAGCACCCAGCGGCGCGCACUCUGCCUUGCAGUUAUGUCUUCGGCCAGGACUGCAUUCAAUUUACGCGAACUAACGGUAGACACCAUGAGAUUUUCGGGAGCUUACCAGUACCAUCACGUCGUCACUCAAUUCUAGACAUCACUGCCACCGUCAUCAAUGCCAGAGCCGAGUUGACGUUUUUGGCGUGCAAGCUUGUCAUGAAGCUUGUUGGAGACCCCAAGGAUUUGGCAGCUGGUACUAAGCACUUGGCUUCCUUUCAUAGAGUAGACUGUUCGAGCUUGAAGAUCGAUGGAUACUGCUGCGAAUUGUCGCGUUCAACCAACCUCCGUACCUCCCUAUCGACACUGUGAUUAGCUACAAAAACACGCUAGUCAACCGCACAACUACACCUCGUCUCCUUCCGUCUCCUUUUACCUGAACCACGAUUGUGGAAAAAGCCGCACGAUGGAACGUCUUCCGCUUGAGCCUGCAUGGCUGCUCUAUGAGUACCUCGAGGAGUUUGAUCUUGCGCCAGCACCGUAGUCGAAGUUCACCGAGGAAUCGGCUGAUCGACUUGUUUAUUGUUGGAGGCUUCUGCCGGUAUCCAUU
Macroventuria anomochaeta is the source of this 922-nucleotide messenger RNA. RefSeq lists its product as uncharacterized. NCBI's taxonomy places the organism in Eukaryota, Fungi, Ascomycota, Dothideomycetes, Pleosporales, Didymellaceae. The record is from RefSeq and is a predicted model, not a curated record. Bases 214 to 684 code for a protein of 156 amino acids. The transcript has a single exon.